Messenger RNA from Phoenix dactylifera (date palm), 2618 nucleotides. RefSeq lists its product as uncharacterized. The record is from RefSeq and is a predicted model, not a curated record. Gene Ontology annotation, molecular function: protein binding. NCBI's taxonomy places the organism in Eukaryota, Viridiplantae, Streptophyta, Magnoliopsida, Arecales, Arecaceae. Gene Ontology annotation, cellular component: cytoplasm.
CUUCAAAAAUGGGUCGGUGUCCAUUUUGCGCAGCUGCCUUCGGGGGAGCACAGCGAUCCUCUAAAAAAUUUCCUCUCCGUCCCCCCCUUCGUCCCUCACCCAUCUCCUCCUCUCUCUGUUCUUUAUUCAUAUCCAGUUCCCUCCUCCUCCUCUUCCCAAGUAAGGAACAGCAAAGAAUGAGCGAUAAACGAAGAGAAAAAGGAAUGGCCGGGAUCGAUGCAUCCAAGUACUCGCACAGCCCCGUCCACAAGGCCGUCCUGGCCCGCGACUAUGAGGCCCUUAAGACCAUUAUCUCCUCCCUCCCCCGCCUCGCGGAGCCCUCCGAGAUCCGCACCGAGGCCGACUCCUUCGCCGAGGAGGCCAAGGCAGACGCCAUCUCCGCGGCGCUCGACCGCCGCGACGUCCCUAACCGCGAGACCCCGCUCCACCUCGCCGUCCGCCUCGGCGACGCCACCGCCGCCGAGCUCCUCAUGGCCGCCGGCGCUGACUGGAGCCUCCACAACGAGCAUGGCUGGAGCGCACUCCACGAGGCCAUCUGCGCCCACGAGGAGCACCUCGCCGGCGUCAUCGUCCGCCACCACCAGCCCCAGGCCUGGGCCAAGUGGCGCCGCCGCCUUCCCCGCGUCAUCGCUACCAUGCGGCGGAUGCGGGACUUCUACAUGGAGAUCACCUUCCAUUUCGAGAGCUCCGUCAUCCCCUUCAUCUCGAGAAUCGCCCCCUCCGACACCUACAAGAUCUGGAAGAGGGGCUCCAAUCUGCGCGCCGACAUGACGCUCGCCGGAUUCGACGGAUUCAAGAUUCAGCGGGCCGACCAGAGCAUUCUCUUCCUCGGGGAGGGCUCGGAGGACGGCAACGUGCCCUCCGGAUCGCUGUGCAUCGUCUCGCACAAGGACAAGGAGGUGGUGAAUGCUCUCGACGGCGCCGGGGCGCCCGCGAGCGAUGCCGAGGUCCAGCAGGAAGUCUCGGCCAUGUCUAAGACGAACAUCUUCCGGCCGGGGAUCGACGUGACGCGGGCCGUGCUGCUGCCGCAGCUGAACUGGAGGCGGCAGGAGCGGUCGGAGACGGUCGGCUCGUGGAAGGCCAAGGUGUAUGACAUGCAUCAUGUGGUCGUGAGCGUCAAGUCCCGGCGGGUCCCCGGCGUGGCGCCCGACGACGAGGAGGCCGUCGUCCCUUCUUGCAACGACAACGAGACGGAGAACGACAACUACGAGGAUAUCUUGACCGUGGAGGAGCGGAAGCAACUGGAAAUCGCUUUGAAGAUGGGGUCGCCGGAUAUUAUUGACGAAGGUCUCUCCGAUGACUUUGUGAGGCACCGGCACAGUUGCUACGAGCCGAGAGAAAUUCCGGACGAGGAUGCGAGUAGUUGGGGCGAUGGCGGGAGGAAGCAAGAUAAGAAACGCUGGCUCGGCAAUUGGGGAAAGAAGGAUGAUCUUGAUCAUCACAAGCAGGAUUUGCAGCAGAAGAUGGCACCGCCAAGGAGCUCACUUUGUGUAGAUGAGAAAGUGAGCAACCUCCUUGGGGAUUCGCCUCCAUCUAGGACUCCUGGUAGCCAGGGAAGGCAUUCGAUAGGGAUUGCCUGCAGGAGAGAGGACAUAAAAGAGGCAAGGGUCAGGGAUUUGAAGAAAUCUACAGCGAAUCUGGAGAAUGGGAGUCGACGCCGGGAGAGCGAGUUCAAGAGAGCUUUGAGGCCUGUUCUCUGGCUUUCUCCUGACUUUCCAAUUAGGACCGAGGAGUUUCUGCCACUGCUCGACAUACUUGCGAAUAAGGUGAAGGCGAUUCGCCGCUUGCAAGAACUGCUAACUACAAAACUUCCUUCUGGGACUUUUCCAGUCAAGGUUGCCAUCCCAGUUGUGCCUACCAUCAGAGUCCUCGUCACGUUUACCAAGUUCGAAGAAUUACAGCCAUUGGAAGAUUUCUCCACACCUCCUUCGAGUCCUGAGAAGAACCACCCUAGUAAAAAGCAGCCCUCAAGUUCAUGGCUUCAGUGGAUCAAGGGAUCUUCCCAUCAGAAACGAUCAAAAUCAUCAGGACCAAGCAACUGUGUUGAAAACAUCGAGGAUCCUUUCACGAUACCCCCAGAUUAUACUUGGAUAUCGCCUGAAGCAAAGAAAAAGAAAUUGCAGGACAAUAAGUGCAAAUCUAAGAAGAGGCCAGAGCAAACUAGACAAGGGAAGGCAAGAAUCUGAGUCCGCGAGAGAUGCAACGGUGCCCGGAUGGAGCCUGUGGGCAAAACCGUGUAAACUCCAUGAGAUUUUAAAUUCCUGGGCGAUGCUCGAAGUGAAAUGAAUUCCAGAAGCCUUCUGCGGAAACUGAUUUUAACCUACGUUGGUGAGUUAGAUCCGUCGGCGCAUUCUUUCUGGUGAUGAAGGAUUUCCCUGCAGUGUAAUUUUUUACACGCAACAUUAUGAAGUCUUGCUCGAGUCAUUUUUGUCCUUGGUCAUCUAAUUUGAAUAUUAUGAUAAUUUUGAAUUUUGGAUACCGUUGCAAAAUAGUUUCACCCUUGAGGAUACCCUCAUAAUGGGCCUUGUGGGAGCGACAUAUAUUCAGUCCAUGCAUAAUGGAUACUUAUCAUAUGCAUUAGUUUGGCUACAAAGAUUCUAUUGCGUUCAUUAUAUAUA